AUGCUUACUACGGACAGCGACACAUACGUCCAUCCUGAUGCGGUCACCCAUCUCCUCGCCCUUCUCAUGAGCGAUGUUAGAAUGGCCGGCGUCACAGGAGAUGUCCGUAUCUGGAACAAAGACGAUUCUUUCUUGGCCCUCAUGUCGUCACUGCGGUAUUGGUUCGCGUUCAAUGUCGAGCGAGCUUGCCAGAGCGGUUUCCGUUGCGUCGGGUGUUUGUCUGGCCCCCUUGGGCUUUACAAGACUAGUGACCUCAUUAGCGUCCUGGGCCCGUGGAUUCUACAAUCAUUCCUUGGCAAGGAGACUACCUUCGGCGACGAUCGCCAUCUCACCAACCGCAUCCUAUCUCUCGGCCAUUGGACCGGCUAUUCGCAUCUCGCCAAGUGCGAGAGCGAUACGCCCGCUGGUUUCGUACGCUGGGUCAAACAACAGACACGCUGGUCCAAGAGCUUCUUCCGUGAGGCGUUUUGGUUCCCGAAGAGUUUUGCGUAUGCCCAGUUCUGGCUCACCGUCGAGACGACCAAGCAGUUCAUGUAUCCCGUCAUUCUGUCUGCUACCGUCUUGAAGCUGGUUUAUCUCCCGAGAGACUGGAUCUACCCCCUCCUCUGGUUGGGGACCAUGUUCGGCGUCGCCCUCAUCAAGAGCACUUACGGCGUUAUCUGUAUGCGCGAUCCGACGUACUUUUUGUUCAGCAUCUACGGGUUCAUGUACUUCUUUGGUCUUCUGCCGUCGAAAAUAUUCGCAGGCUUGACCGUGGGAAUCACGACAUGGGGUACAUCUGCACGCUCAAAAACCGAGUUCCAGCGUCCUGAGAGCCUCUAUUCACGCACGACGCACAUAGGACAGUGA
Molecule: messenger RNA, 849 nt
Organism: Stereum hirsutum FP-91666 SS1
Lineage: Eukaryota; Fungi; Basidiomycota; Agaricomycetes; Russulales; Stereaceae
Exons: 3
Coding region: 1-849 (282 amino acids)
Biological process (GO): extracellular matrix assembly; hyaluronan biosynthetic process
Molecular function (GO): hyaluronan synthase activity
Source: RefSeq, a predicted model, not a curated record